AUGCGUCGGUUUUUGCGCUAUACCAUUGGCAAUCCGGCUGUCGCCACAUUCACGAACUCCACCAUCGCCUUCUUCGUCGGCAAGACCACAAACACGGAGUUGAGCAUGGAGCUACGUGCGGAGGCGGAACGCGAAGGCGACCUGGUGCUGCUGGACCACGUAGACACCUACCGAAAUCUGACCUUGAAGUUCAUCGGUGCGACAAAGUGGCUCGCUGCUAACCGCUGCCUCACUUCAUCGACAGAUGUCGUCGUCAAAUUGGACGACGACAUCAUUGUCAACGCGUUUCUUCUGGCAUCAUACGUCAAGCGACACAUGGCCGCAACCGACACUCGCCACGCUGCAACUAUCCACUGCGCCAUUAUACCGCCAAUCCACCUGAAGCCUAUACGCACCAAGAAAUCUAAAUGGUUCGUCACAAAAGAAGAGUACGCCAAUGAGACGUACCCUCCUUUCUGCAGCGGCGCCGCCUACCUCAUGAAGGCGUCCGUGCUGUCUCUGUUGGGUGAGGCAACUAGCAGGGUUCCGUUCUUUUGGGUGGAUGACGUCUACUCUACGGGGCUGCUGAGGAUGGCACAGAACGUAACUUUGGUGAACAUCACACACAUGUACAACAUCUUCCCGUCCUACAGAACGACUUCCAUUGGCAAAAAGACUGUGUUCUUUCAUUGGGGUCUGACACCCAGACUUUUCGAGAGAGCUUACCGGCUGUGGUCUAGUGUGCUGCGUCAAAAUCAAAAUAUGUGA
Molecule: messenger RNA, 747 nt
Organism: Rhipicephalus sanguineus (brown dog tick)
Lineage: Eukaryota; Metazoa; Arthropoda; Arachnida; Ixodida; Ixodidae
Product: beta-1,3-galactosyltransferase 5-like
Exons: 1
Coding region: 1-747 (248 amino acids)
Cellular component (GO): membrane
Molecular function (GO): hexosyltransferase activity
Source: RefSeq, a predicted model, not a curated record